Molecule: messenger RNA, 2511 nt
Organism: Talaromyces amestolkiae
Lineage: Eukaryota; Fungi; Ascomycota; Eurotiomycetes; Eurotiales; Trichocomaceae
Exons: 2
Coding region: 1-2511 (836 amino acids)
Cellular component (GO): mitochondrion
Molecular function (GO): ATP hydrolysis activity; ATP binding
Source: RefSeq, a predicted model, not a curated record
AUGCUGGUACAGCCUGCGCUUCGACCGGGAAUAUUCGCCAGCUCGGUACCGCGCCGAUUCCUGCGCCAUGCAACUGCAUCAGCGAAACCAAAAAAGUACCAGCAGAAAACGAAUUUACACAAGCUCUACCAGCUCAAAUGGCGACCGCUAAUACUCAUCCGAGAGGGAACCUUCUAUCGUGACUAUCCUGCUUCAGCAGAAGUUUCCGGAUCAGAUAACCCCCCCCUUUUAACUAAAAUCGAUUUUAGUCUCCCAUCCAGACCGCCGCAAUGGCCGGAGCUUCCCCCGCCGGACAGCCUCAAACAAGUGAAGGACCGUUAUGAGAAGGACAUGCGCAAGGAGCAAUCAAUACAACAGGAGGAGGGACCGUUUCAUUGGGCAGUCAUUGGCAAUGAGAGUACAGAAUUUUUCCAUAUUCUUCAAGGUCGUUACAUUGCACAGCCGGCUAAAUCACGCCAAUGGCCGUAUUUGAUUUCUCGGAAAUUCAGUCCGAAAGACCCCAGCAAGAGGUCACCGGAGAAUGCAAUCGCGUACGUGGGAUUCAGUGGUGAAGGUUCCCAAGCAACUGGUGGUACACGAGGAGCCUAUCUCAGCGCAAGGUAUGAAAGUCUACGAGAGGAUACGGAUUGGACGGUACGGCAAUUCCUGCUAGGACAAACGGAACUCAACCCUAUGGAGGAUGAAAAUUCCGGGAAGAGAUCUGUUGAAGCCCAAUUCGAGAAAGUGGUCAAGGAUUUCAGAUUGCAAGAGCUUUUGGAAUUGCCCGUGUCCAGCCUUAGCAACGGCCAGACGAGACGUACACGGAUAGCUAAAGCGUUGCUUUCAUCGCCGGAGCUACUCCUUCUAGAUGAGCCUUUUAUGGGCCUUGAUCCUGCUACCACCGAGAGUAUAUCUUCUCUCCUCCGGGAUGUUGCAAUUCGUUCUUCACCCAGAGUCAUGAUCUCACUCCGGCCACAAGAUACCAUUCCGGAUUGGAUCACGCACGUUCUGAUUCUCGACAACCACCGAAUAGCAUUCAGUGGACUCAAAAAAGAUUUCUACAAACAGGCCACGAAAGCCAGUGGAAUGUCUACAAGUGCAGCCAGCAAAGCUAGAAUAUCCUUACGAUGGCUCUUUGCGCCAGGUGGUCUGUUCGAACUGCAGCGUUAUCAAUAUAUAGACGACACGAAAACCAAAGUAGCCCAGUUCUCAAAGAGCAAUAUAGGCGUUGCUGAUCCGACAGCCUUGACACAGAUCUCUCAGAAUGGCAAGCCGGUCAUUGAAAUGGAAGGUGUACAUGUCCAGUAUGGAGAGAAAGUUGUUCUUGGAAAUUGGAGGCAGGUAGUGCGAGGCAAAAAGGGGGCCAAACCAGGCUUGUGGUGGAGAGUUCGCCGGGGUCAAAGAUGGGCGGUACUUGGGGCCAAUGGUUCUGGCAAGACGACUUUGUUGUCUGUGAUCACAUCUGAUCACCCGCAGGCAUACGCCCAACCAGUUCGCAUGUUUGGCCAAUCUCGUUUACCCGAACGAGGAAGACCUGGUAUAUCGAUUUUUGAUCUUCAAGCUCGGAUGGGCCAUUCCUCUCCAGAGAUUCACGCCUUCUUUCCGCGGCAGCUUUCUAUACGGGCGUCGAUCGAAUCUGCAUGGGCCGACACUUUCCUCUCCAAGCCAGUCUUAACCUUCAAACGCGACACAAUCGUCGACGCCGUUUUGGAAUACUUCAAACCAGAACUAGACCCUUCUGCAGAAGACAGCAAUUCGACGGGCUCUGAAGGAGUCGACAUAUCAUUUAUACCUGAAACGUUUCGCGCAAACUUGGCAGAUGCAAUUCCCGUGGAUAAUCGAGCGACACCGAGAGCAGAGUAUCCCCCAAAACACAAUGUCGAUUAUGCCGAUAAUACAACCUUUGGCCAGCUCACUGUCGCGCAACAGCGUCUCAUACUUUUCAUUCGAGCUAUUAUUAAGAAACAAGAACUUAUUAUUCUCGAUGAAGCCUUUUCUGGAAUGCCGGCCAAUAUGCGCGAGAAGUGUUUUUACCUUUUGAAUAAUUCUGGACCCCCUGUCGACGGGAAAUUGGCCAAUUUACCCUUACCAUACCUAGGACCUGAACAAGCCCUGAUCGUGGUUAGCCAUUUACCAGAAGAAAUACCAGACACAGUGCGAUUCUGGAUGCGUCUUCCGUCUGAAGUUGGGGAUGGUCAACAGUUAGACUUUGCGCAGGGCGUGUUGGCGGAUGAUAGUACUCUAUCGGCAGACCGUAAAGCAUGGGAGACAAUCUGGUCUGAAAAUUCAUUAUCCAAGGCGAGGUUUUUGUAUGGAAAAGAUAGCGAAGGAAAGCUCAAUGAUGGGGAGAGAUAUCGUUAUGCUAUUCCUCGCAAGACACAGACGAAGAAUAGACUCAGGUCGCUGAAUGAAUCGGAGGACAUGGAGGAGGAACAUGAAGAGGAAGAGGAAGAGGAGGAGGAGUAUGAAGAGGAGGAGGAUGAUGAUUUCGAAGAAGCUGAAGAAGCAGAGUCAAGCAAAUCGACUGCCUAG